This is a messenger RNA of Acanthosepion pharaonis, 1737 nucleotides long. NCBI's taxonomy places the organism in Eukaryota, Metazoa, Mollusca, Cephalopoda, Sepiida, Sepiidae. The record is from the annotation of a GenBank genome assembly.
AUGUAUAUUUCUUUUUUCCUUUUCUUUUCUUUCUUUCUUUCUUUCUUUCUUUCUUUCUUUCUUUCUUUCGUUGAUCUCACUAAGCACCAUAUUUAUCAGGAUACUUUAAACAUAUUUCUUUCUUGUUCGAAUUCUCUUUCUUUCUUUUCUGUUUUGUUCUGUCCUGUUCUAUUCUUUCUUUCUUUCUUUCUUUCUUUCUUUCUUUCUUUCUUAUUUGUUUACCAAACCUUACUUUUUCCACACAUCUGUUCUGUUCUUUCUUUCUUUCUUUCUUUCUUUCUUUCUUUUCUUUCUUAUUUGUUUACCAAACCUUACUUUUUCCACACUUCUGUUCUGUUCUUUCUUUCUUUUAUUUCUGUUUUUCUUUUUUCUUUCUUUCUUUUCUUUUCUGUUCUUUCUUUCUUUCUUUCUUAUUUGUUUACCAAACCUUACUUUUUUCCACACUUCUGUUCUGUUCUUUCUUUCUUUUCUUUUCUUUCUUUCUUUUCUUUCUUUUUUCUUUCUUUCUUUCUUUCUUUCUUUCUUUCUUUCUUUCUUUCUUUCUUUCUUAUUUGUUUACCAAACCUUACUUUUUCCACACUUCUGUUCUGUUCUGUUCUGUUCUUUCUUUCUUUCUUUCUUUCUUUCUUUCUUUCUUUCUUUCUUUCUUUCUUUCUUAUUUGUUUACCAAACCUUACUUUUUCCACACUUCUGUUCUGUUCUUUCUUUCUUUCUUUCUUUCUUUCUUUCUUUCUUUCUUUCUUUCUUAUUUGUUUACCAAACCUUACUUUUUCCACACUUCUGUUCUGUUCUUUCUUUCUUUCUUUCUUUCUUUCUUUCUUUCUUUCUUUCUUUCUUUCUUUCUUUCUUUCUUUCUUUCUUAUUUGUUUACCAAACCUUACUUUUUCCACACUUCUGUUCUUUCUUUCUUUCUUUCUUUCUUUCUUUCUUUCUUUCUUUCUUUCUUUCUUUCUUAUUUGUUUACCAAACCUUACUUUUUCCACACAUCUGUUCUGUUCUGUUCUGUUCUUUCUUUCUUUCUUUCUUUCUUUCUUUCUUUCUUUCUUUCUUUCUUUCUUUCUUUCUUAUUUGUUUACCAAACCUUACUUUUUCCACACUUCUGUUCUGUUCUUUCUUUUUCUUUCUUUCUUUCUUUCUUUUUUCUUUCUUUCUUUCUUUUUUCUUUCUUUCUUUCUUUCUUUCUUAUUUGUUUACCAAACCUUACUUUUUCCACACUUCUGUUCUGUUCUUUCUUUCUUUCUUUCUUUCUUUCUUUCUUUCUUUCUUUCUUUCUUUCUUUCUUUCUUUCUUUCUUUCUUAUUUGUUUACCAAACCUUACUUUUUCCACACUUCUGUUCUGUUCUUUCUUUCUUUCUUUCUUUCUUUCUUUCUUUCUGUUUUUUUCUUUCUUUUCUUUCUUUCUUUCUUUCUUAUUUGUUUACCAAACCUUACUUUUUCCACACUUCUGUUAUGUUCUUUCUUUCUUUCUUUUUUCUUUCUUUUUUCUUUCUUUCUUUCUUUCUUUCUUUCUUUCUUUCUUUCUUUCUUUCUUUCUUAUUUGUUCACCAAACCUUACUUUUUCCACGCUUCUGUACUGUUGUAACUGGAAAUUUCUCUUUUGUCUUUUUUCUUUCUCUCCCAUCUCUCUCUCUCUCUCUCUUUCAUUCUCUCUCUCUCUUUCAUUCUCUCUCUCUCUUUCUCUCUCUCUAUCUCUUGCGAUGGGAAGAAUCAAAUCUGGUUUUCAGAUUUUUAUACUAA